GUACCUUCAAUCUAAGUUUUAGCUUCACAUUGUAACUCAGUAAACUUAAAUUUCACUUCCUCAUCUUACUUCUGCUACAAAUUUCACGGUGAAGAAAACAACUGAAUGACAAUGAGUGGUGAACGCAGCCUUUUUAUGGUCUAUGUGGUUUUCUUGCUUGUUUCUUUCUCUGUGAUACAAAUUAAUCAUGCAUUGGAACUAGCUAAGGAAGGUGGUUCUAUUCAAGAAAGAACCCUAAUUCCCAAGCAAAUAUACAUUAUCACUCCUGCUAGGAAAUUACUAAACCUGCCUGAGAAGAGAAUAGGGCCAACAUCAUGUUCAAAAGACAACAUCCUAGUAAACCAAGGUCCCUCAGGAACACUACCGAAUGGCAUUCCAACGUACACUGCCAUUGUCGAAAAUGUCUUGUCUCGGCAGGAAGUUGUAGCAUCUCCAACAUUCACUUGAGUUGUGGUUGGUUUAGUUCAGCAAGAUUAAUAAAUCCUACAAUUUUCAGAAGACUUAAAUAUAAUGAUUGUCUU
Molecule: messenger RNA, 521 nt
Organism: Nicotiana attenuata
Lineage: Eukaryota; Viridiplantae; Streptophyta; Magnoliopsida; Solanales; Solanaceae
Exons: 4
Coding region: 106-447 (113 amino acids)
Source: RefSeq, a predicted model, not a curated record